Molecule: messenger RNA, 6156 nt
Organism: Spodoptera litura
Lineage: Eukaryota; Metazoa; Arthropoda; Insecta; Lepidoptera; Noctuidae
Gene: Scm
Product: Polycomb protein Scm
Biological process (GO): negative regulation of DNA-templated transcription
Cellular component (GO): nucleus
Molecular function (GO): histone binding; chromatin binding; zinc ion binding
Source: RefSeq, a predicted model, not a curated record
CCGUUGGAAGCGCGUCAUAAAUACGCACUGACGUUGUUUAUAUUUUGUGCAAAUAAAUCUAAUUUAUUAAUUGUAAUAUUGUGAUUUGUUGUGAGUGUGGAUUAUAAUGUAAAUUGGUUGUUUUAUGCACUAAGAGUUGGAAUAAUAUAAUGUAUUAAAAUCUACAUACGGAACGAUGUCAAACAACACUGUCGGCUCAUCCGGGCCAGCUCCCGGCAAAAUACGUGGACCUGGAAGACCUCCAAAACGUACAUGCACUUGGUGUGCUGAAAGUAAAACACCACUAAAAUAUGUCCUGCCAACCGAAAACGGUAAAAAAGAAUUUUGUUCAGAAACGUGUUUGUCUGAAUUCAGACAGGCAUACAGCAAAGGCGCCUGUCUUCAUUGUGAUAAUGUUAUUCGUGGUAAUGCACCUUCAAGUAGUAAGAAUUUUUGUUCCACAUAUUGUUUAAACAAGUAUCAAAAGAAAAACGAGAAACGUACUUCAUCACCACAAUCGGGUAAUGGGGCUAAUGGAACAGAAAAUCAUGCGAAUAAUAAUUCUACAGGUUCCUUUUAUGACAUUUACCAAGCUUUUGACUGGAAUGAAUAUAUGAAAGACACUAAUAGUGUAGCAGCCUCUCAAGAAUGUUUUAAACAGGCUCCAAUGCCCCCUGUAAAUGACUUCAAAGUUGGAAUGAAAUUAGAAGCAUUAGACCCACGUAAUUUGACAUCAACAUGUAUUGCGACCGUUGUUGGGGUGCUAGGUCCUCGACUAAGACUGAGGCUUGACGGAAGUGAUAAUAAGAAUGAUUUUUGGCGUCUUGUUGAUGCAGGAGAUAUUCACCCAAUUGGUCACUGUGAAAGAAAUGAUGGCAUGCUGCAGCCACCGUUAGGGUUUCGGAUGAAUGCCAGUAGUUGGCCCAUGUUUUUACUUAAAACUUUAAAUGGUGCUGAAAUGGCUCCAGCUAAAGUCUUUCAACCUGAACCUCCAACUCCUAAGUCAAAUGUGUUUGUUGUUGGACAAAAAUUAGAGGCAGUAGAUAAGAAAAAUCCACAACUCAUUUGUUGUGCCACUGUUGGGGCAGUGAAAAAUGAUCAGAUACAUGUAACAUUUGAUGGGUGGAGAGGUGCAUUUGAUUACUGGUGUAGGUAUGAUUCAAGAGACAUAUUUCCAGUUGGUUGGUGUGCUAGGGCUGGGCACCCUUUACAACCUCCUGGUCAGAAAAGUGCUACAACUCCAUCAAGAUUCAAGCUAAGGCCUAGUGGUAUGCCUAAUCCGGCUUUACCAGAAGGUGGAUCUACAGGAGCUGGGAACUCGAAUGCUUCUGUAACACCCACACCAGUAGCCACAGUGUGCCUCCGCAUCCGCAGCAGUUGUACCGGUGGUAGCAGCUCUUUACCAACUUCUGUAUUAGGGACUGGCCCAUCUGGAGCUGCUGAAGCUUUGGUCAAGGAAUUGCUCAGUGUCCAUCCUGACCCUCAAAGGUUGACAAGAGCAAUACUCACAGCAUCUAGUAGCUAUUCUAAUAUAACAAAUGUACAGGUUUCAUCAGGAAAUAAAAACUAUUCAGUGAAAGUCCCAUCAGAGUUGACAAUAGAUGAACUUAAAAAUUGGUUGAAAGCUGUUACUAGUGGAGUUGGCAGCUGUAUUGGAAUGAUAGAGAUAGACACUGGUGAGGCUGCUGGUCGGCCUUGCACCCUUUGUGGAGAAUCUACAUCUAAUAAUAAUGUCAUAACAUCUGGUGUAAAGAGGCCUAAUAAUGAGGAGAGUGCAGCAAGCAGUGUAAAUGGGUCGGGUGAGUGCUCGAGUGGCAAGUUGGCACGCGUGUCCCCGGAGCGACCCGAGCCAGCUUCCUCUACGACAGGGGCGCCGCCUCCGCCCUCGCCAGCCACGCCGCCCGCCGACUGGUCCGUCGAAGAUGUCAUCGGGUUUAUCGCAGCCGCUGACCCUGCCCUUGCCGCUCAUGCCGACUUAUUUAGGAAACAUGAAAUAGAUGGAAAAGCCCUACUGUUGCUAAAUUCUGAUAUGAUGAUGAAAUACAUGGGUUUAAAGUUAGGUCCUGCUUUAAAAAUUUGCAAUCUUGUAUCCAAAAUAAAAAAUCGCCGGCAUUAUAGUACCUAAGUUUGUACUAUAUUGUGUACUAGGUAUUCAAUAUUAUUACAAUAAUUCACUCCUAGAGUUAGAAACUAUAAGUUUCUUAGUUUUUUUAUUAGUAAGCUUUUUUUGAAUUAUAACGAGACAAGUAAUAUCUUCAAUUUUUCAAUGCUGGAAUCUGCUUUAUUUUUUUGAAUCUCACCAACAAUGCGUAGUUGUUUUUAAACCUUAUGAUUCAUGAGAAGUUUCAAUUUACGUUAUUGUUUCUGUUUUGUUUUCUAAAUCAAAGUUGUGAUCGAAAGCAAUGUAUGAGUACCUUUAUAUGUGUAAUUUUAACGAUUUUUCGAACUUACAUACAAUCCAUUUCUGACGCCCACUUCAUGCUAACGGCUGGGUGUUAUGUUGAACUGGUAUGGUUCGUAAUUCAAUUAAUCAACCCAUGGAAAGGAUUUGCCUACCUCCACAUAAUAUUUAAUGUAUACAUAUAGAUACACACCCAGAAAUUUUACUUAAAUGACUUGUUAAAGAUACCGAUAUUUAGAACUCUGAGUUCCUGGUACAAAUUUGUAGCAGAUAAGUUAUAUGUGUAGAUAUGACUGAUCUACGGAUUAAAGAUAAUUAACGACAAUCAGAAAAUUAUAUAUUAUAUUACAAAGAAUGUGGUCAAUCGUCAAAAUGUUAUAUUAGUGAAGAUUUUAUUAAAUGCAAAUUAAAUUAAUAAUAAUUAAUAAGGAUGAGACUUCAGAGCAAAAUUCAAAUAUUGCUUGAAUUAGUACCUCUUUAAUUACAAACUUUCUUCAUUUUCGAUUAUCUUACUAAAAGCAAAGGUAUUUUUAAACUAAAAGUCGUAACAUUUAUUCUUCAUCAAACAUACGGCAGCAUAAUAUAUUAUUUUUUCAAUGAUUUCUAACUGUAAAGAAUUUGCUCUGAAAACCCAUUUCCAUACUUCACAAGACUUCUGUAAUGCGUACGGAUUAACAGAAACAUCUUAGAGAGCGUUUUCUUAGCUCAAUUUUAUGAAUAUGAAGUCAAUACUUGGCUUACCAAUAAUAUAUAUAGCAAUAUAUAUAGCAAUAAGAAAAAAAAUAUAUAGCAAUUUUUUUUUUCUACUAAUUGGUGAUAAUAUUUCCUGAAUGAAUCUAGCGAACGUAGGGACAAAACUUCCUUAUAUUUCCUGCGGGGUUAUUAUGACGUCAUUAAGUCAGAAUGGUUCCAUUUAGGGAAAGAAACAGAGCUAUACAAGUCGUCUAGCGCGAUCGCGUACCACUCUGGCUUUAAUAUGUCGUAAUACGCCACCUGGACUCUAAUAUAACGAAAUAUACCCGUAUUCAAUACAGAAGUACUUAUAAUACUUAUAAUAAGUAGUAUAAAUGUUUGACGAGUUGUUGAAAGUAUAGUAUAAAAAUAUAAAACGUGCGUUAUUCUCAAGCAUUUCUCUUGUAACAAACUUAAAUUCAUGAAAAUGUCUCAUGUCGAUCAUACAGUUCAGUCUCAAACUUGCAGGGCACCUUCUGUCGUAUUAUAACUAUUAUUAGUAGUAUUGGAGUUAGAAAAUAACCUCUAAGUACUGGUAUUUUUCUAUCUCCCAUAUUUUGAGUAUUAUGAAGUCUUUUUCUCAAGUUGCGAGGUUAGACUGUGUUAUUAUUUUUGUCGCAUAAUUGUGUUACAGGGAAGGGAGGAUUGCCUAAACGUUAUCGAAAUUGCAAUAAUAAAUUUCUUAAGUUAUCUAGUAGCUUGAAUUUAAUAAGACCAUUGUUAAAACUAUAAUAUUUAAGGUAUCAACUAUAAAGCACAGUCUCCACUCUUGACAUUUCUUCAAGUGAUUUUUUUUUGUAAUAUUAAUUUAGUCAUGUAAAUAGGUAUAUCAAUGAGUAAAAAUUGCAUUUAAUGUAGUAAGAGCUCAUCUAGCAUCUUGCGUAUUAUUCCAUAAAUUCGUAAAAAUAUCUGGCUGUACUAUUUAGGUUUUAAUUUAAUUGUACAUAAAUAUUGGCUAGUCAUGCGUCAACAUGUUGCCUGAACGCUAUAAGUACAUAAAUUAGUAUGGAACUCAAAUUCAAAACCAUGUACAGAAAUUUUAUUGUAGAUUAGGGUCUUAGUGCCUUUCAGUAAAUAACUAGGUGUACUUAAAUUGUCCCAAUAAUUAUGUCCUCAUUUAGGUAAAUUAGCGCUCUAUGACACCAACAGAAGCUGUGAUUUUAUAAGGCGAAUUGACUACUCAAUGUCCAUGAAAUCGUCUUUCACAAUAUUUCUCAAUAUUUCUCACCAAUACUUUUUUAUCAACCUGUAUCAAAAUGUUUAUUGAACAUUCUUUUCAAUCGUACUUUUAUUGUUUGUUCCUUAAAAGAUUAUUAAUAUAAUAAAUAAUUGUAAUUGUAACAUUGAAGACAUAUUUUAUUUAUAAAGCUAUGAUGGUAUUUAAUUUAGGCAUUUUCAUGCAUUAUUGUGUUGAAACAUUCAUCAUGUGAUAUUUCAAUGUUAUCUGUUAAAAAUAAUAAUAAUAUUAAAAGAUUGAUAUGUUGCUAUGAUAAUUACGUGAUGUAUAUUUAAGUUUUCACAUGACAUGAGGUAAAUAAGUGAAGUAGUUAUAUAAUUUUUCCUAUUUUGUUGAUGUAAAUAUUCUAGUAUAGAUAAUUUUAUUUUAAGAGGGAGUGAUCCAUUGGCGUUGGUCUAUCACAUACUUACUUAUUGAACAAUAAAUCUUAAUUAUUUCACUUUAAUUUAUAGAACAUCGUUAUCCUAACAUCGUUAUCCUUGUAAGCAGAGUGGUCUAUAGAUUUAUUUAUCUAGUUGCGAUUACUUAAUAUCGUUUCGUCGCGUAACUUAAUUUACUCAGUCAGCAUCAAGUUAAUGACCAAAGUAUGUAUCUUGGUUCGAAUCAUAUUACAAAUCAUAACGCCUUAUAUUCGAUUGAUGUUUAAACUAUUUUACUAAAAUAAAAGUAAUGUAAGUCUAUUUUAAACUAUUUCUCAUAGUUCCGUCAAAUGUUUUGAGUAGAGCAUUUAAAGGUACUGCUACACAUGCUUAUUUUAAGCAUGAUAGCAUGCUACAAUUGAGAACUUGCUACUUAGUAGCAUGCAUGUGGGAAUGUUGCUCAAAUGGCCUAAUAAGCGUGCGAUUUUUGAGCAUGCUCAAUAUAACGUUCUUUAAUAUGCUAUUUUAAAGCAUGUGUAACACAGUACCAUAAGCCUAGGUUCAGAUGGCAAGCACUAAAAGCGCAUUUUGACAACGCAUGUUUUCAACUACAAUAGGUACACUACGCUGUACACAAGCUAACUGGCGCAAAACCUAAGGCCUGAAUAAAACAUAAGUACUUGUACCUUGUAUGAGGUAAAUGCGCGUUGUCAAAACGCGCGCUUAGCGCUUGCUAUCUGAACUUAGCUCAAGUCUUUGGCUUUAGGCGAUUACUAUUACUGUCAAGUUAACUUUGAAAUACUUUAAACGACGUGUUGCUACUUCUCAAUUUAGAAAUUGCUUGAACCACGAAAACAUACAUGUUAUAAACAAUAUUGAAUAUUUUUAAGUAUAUCGAAACUGAAUAAAUUAUGUUGAGAUAGUAAAGACUUAUAUGCAGUUCGGUAAUCCAUGUUUUAAUGAUAUAUUUUUUUAUCAAUACAUACAUAGAAUAUCAUUAUGAAUAAUUAAUUGUGUAUUAUUUUGAAAAGGCAAUUGGAAAAAUAAACAGGUAGCAAUACUGUCAAAACAAUGUUCUGUUAGAACGCUUUGUAUCAACUUUUUGAUCACCACAAUCAAGGACGACAAACCAGAAUGUGUCCAGUAUGCCACGUAUCUUAUGAUAACAAAAACUUAAAAUUUCGUACUAACUCUUUAUUUCUUUGACAUGGCGGUCGAAAAGUUAAAAAUAAUAAGAGAAAAGAUGUCGCAAACGAUUACAUAUAUUAUUAUUUAAUUGCCCUAGAAAUUUAUUAUUGUGUAAAUAGGUGAAUAUUUGAACAGAUGUGUAUAAAUUUAAUAAAAUCGCAAAAGUAAAAUCUGGUUUAGUAAUACUUGUAUUAUAGUAACCCUUCUUUCUAAACAAUACUACUCUGUCAAGAAAGUACCGAGAGAAGAUCAAUAAUACA